Messenger RNA from Gossypium raimondii (Peruvian cotton), 1543 nucleotides. Its product is annotated as E3 ubiquitin-protein ligase SINAT5. Bases 352 to 1368 code for a protein of 338 amino acids. NCBI's taxonomy places the organism in Eukaryota, Viridiplantae, Streptophyta, Magnoliopsida, Malvales, Malvaceae. Gene Ontology annotation, molecular function: ubiquitin protein ligase activity; zinc ion binding; protein binding. The transcript has 3 exons. Gene Ontology annotation, biological process: multicellular organism development; ubiquitin-dependent protein catabolic process. Gene Ontology annotation, cellular component: cytoplasm. The record is from RefSeq and is a predicted model, not a curated record.
AAAAAGGAAAACCAACUAAGAAAAGAGUUGCUUAAGACGAGAGGAAAGAGGGCAGUUGGAUUCAUGGGACUCCAUUUUUUUUUCUCUCUCUCAUAAUCCUUUCUCUUCUUCUUCCUCUAAUUCUCACUUCAAGAAGGUAAAAAAAUAUUAUUAAAAAUGGUAAAAUAGGAAGGAAAAGUAAAAGAAUUUUGAGGAGAAGAGAACAAGGGAGAGCUUCUUUUUCUUUUUCUUUUUUAUAUAAAGUUUUGGGGUGGGGCUUUAUAUUGUAAAUUUUCUUUGAAUUUUUGUAUCUGUUUCAAACAAAUAAUUAGAAUCUGAGAUUGCGAAGGUGGUGUCUGUCUCUGUGUAUGAAUGGAGUACGAUAAUAUAGAAUGUGUGUCAUCCAUAGAUGGAUUGAAUGAGGAUGAGAUCCAUCACCAUAAUCUGCAUCAUCCGAGUCCUCAUCAUGGUCACCAUCCAUUCUCAUCUUCAAAGCCUCACAAUGCCACCAACAACGCCAACAAUAGUAAUAUGGUCAACAAUAUUGUGGGUGCUACCGGGAUCACUCCCGCUACCAGCGUUCAUGAAUUGUUAGAAUGCCCUGUUUGUACCAAUUCUAUGUACCCACCAAUCCAUCAGUGCCAAAAUGGACAUACACUUUGUUCUACCUGUAAAGCAAGAGUACACAACCAGUGCCCCACAUGUAGAUCAGAACUGGGUGAUAUUAGAUGUUUAGCGUUGGAGAAGGUGGCUGAGUCCCUUGAAUUGCCAUGCAAAUACUACAAUUUGGGAUGCCCUGAAAUCUUUCCCUAUUACAGUAAACUCAAACAUGAGGCAGCUUGCAAUUUUAGACCAUACAAUUGCCCGUAUGCCGGAUCAGAGUGUUCAGUUGUUGGGGAUAUUCCCUUCCUGGUUGCCCAUCUGAGAGAUGAUCACAAAGUGGACAUGCACACUGGAUGCACAUUUAACCAUCGUUAUGUGAAGUCCAACCCCCGAGAAGUCGAAAAUGCUACUUGGAUGCUAACAGUCUUCCAUUCUUUUGGUCAGUAUUUCUGCCUUCACUUUGAAGCAUUCCAGCUUGGCAUGGCCCCAGUCUACAUGGCAUUUCUUCGUUUCAUGGGCGAUGAGGCCGAGGCUAGGAACUAUAGCUACAGCCUUGAGGUUGGAGCAAAUGGCCGAAAACUUACAUGGGAAGGUACCCCACGUAGCAUCCGUGAUAGUCACCGGAAAGUCAGGGACAGCCAUGAUGGUCUGAUUAUCCAGCGAAACAUGGCACUUUUCUUCUCUGGCGGGGACCGGAAGGAGCUAAAGCUGAGGGUCACCGGAAGGGUAUGGAAGGAACAACAAAAUCCCGACGCUGGACCGUGCAUUCAAAAUUUGUGUAGUUGAAAGAAUUGAUUCUUGAUAACUUAUUCUUGAUUUGUUGGAACGCUUUGGGAUGUGUCGUAACGGAUGGGAAGUUUUUAGCGUUAUGAAAUGUGUAAUAAACAUGAUUUUCUUCCGUAACCCUUUGUUUGUGAUCAUUAACUGAUGUCUCGAAUACAUAUAGUCCAUUUAUGGCCAA